UGUGGUGGCACGCACCUGUAGUCCUAGCUAUUCGGGAGCCAGAGGUGGGAGGUUGCUUAAGCCAGUAGUUUGAGACCAUAGUGAGCUAUAAUCUUGCCACCGCAUUCCAACCUGGGUGACAGAGCAAGAUUCUGUCUCAAACAAAACCAACCAACCAACCAACCAGCCUUUUAGCAUUCUCUCCUUGAAUCUGACGGAGACAUUUGCAAGCCACACACCAGCAGAAUGUCUGUCCGUAUCCUAGGGGUGGGCUUGGGGUUUCUCUCCCUCCCUCUUUCCCCAAGGAGGAGUUCAGUUUUCUGCGGGCUUCCAGGCACAGAGAGCAGGUCCCCGUCUCAUCUGCCUCCCCCUGACUGGGGCUGAGCUCUGGGCAUCCCAGCAAGGAGGAUCGGAGAGCAGGAUAAAAGAAGGAAGUGGUGUAAGCCUUGGGAGGGAGGCAGAGCAGGUCUGAGUCUCUGCAUUUUACAAGUCUAGGGAAUGAAUGGACAAUCACCACCCAGGCGGCUGCCCCUGAGCUGAGUUCUUGCAGUGCCACAAGCCAUGCUUCGAGUGGCCCCUGACCAGGGCAGCAGGAGCCUGGAGAGGCCUCAAACAGGUAUGGGAGGCCCCAGGUGUGGUACUGCCAGGAGCAAGUGGCAACUCUGGGAGAGCCCACAUAGAAGAUGCUGGAUGUUGGGCCUUGGCAGAUAAGGGUUAACUGGAGAGCCUCCCCAAGAUAAGAGGCUCACAGUUCACCACCACUCCUAGGAAGAUAAGGACUCUUCUCAUAGUAAUGAUGUCCUUCCUAUGGAAGAUUCUCGUCAUGGUCCCACGAACUCCCCCAUCAUGAGGAUGGUGCCUUGCAUCUUCCAAGUGUUUCUAGCUUAUCAGACAAUUUGGUCAGAGAUGUGCAUUAUCUUGUCUAAGGUCAAACAGAGAAGUGGAAGAGCUGGGAUGCAAAUGCAGAUGAUAUUCCUCUAAAAGCUGUCUCAUGCUGCUGUGGCAACACAUGAAGAAGGGUGGGAUUCAGUUCUGCUAGGAUGUGUCCAGCACUUGUGAUGGGUGUGGCACUGGUCAAAUCUGUUGAGGCAGCCUAUAAGCCCGGGAGAAGGGACUGAUUUUCAUAACAGCAGAGUCAGGGAAUGUGCUCGGCACUCCCAGAGAACGAUGGUUAAGGGACCAGGGACGGUCCAGAGGGCAGCCUGUCUGGCCCAGGUUCCAGGGCUGUCAGCAGAUCUAGAUGCCAAAUCUACAGAGGACACAGAACUGGGAGGGACAGUUCAUAGGUCAGAUGGCAAAAUCGAUCAGAAUCCGGAUCUCAAAAACUUAAAGGAUGGAUUGUGGAAAUUUGACAGGGAAGGAUCUAAGGUCUCACCUCUCCACCGAGAAGCUUCGACCUGCAGAAGGCGGAGGCUAUGCUCCGGAAGCAUGUGGAGUUCCGAAAGCAAAAGGACAUUGACAACAUCAUUAGCUGGCAGCCUCCAGAGGUGAUCCAACAGUAUCUGUCAGGGGGCAUGUGUGGCUAUGACCUGGAUGGCUGCCCAGUCUGGUAUGACAUAAUUGGACCUCUGGAUGCCAAGGGUCUGCUGUUCUCAGCCUCCAAACAGGAUCUGCUCAGGACCAAGAUGCGGGACUGUGAGCUGCUUUUGCAGGAGUGUGCCCGCCAGACUACGAAGUUGGGGAAGAAGGUGGAGACCAUCACCAUGAUUUAUGACUGCGAGGGGCUUGGCCUCAAGCACCUCUGGAAGCCUGCUGUGGAGGCCUAUGGAGAGUUUCUCUGCAUGUUUGAGGAAAAUUAUCCCGAAACACUGAGGCGUCUUUUUGUUGUUAAAGCCCCCAAACUGUUUCCUGUGGCCUAUAACCUCAUCAAACCCUUCCUGAGUGAGGACACCCGUAAGAAGAUCAUGGUCCUGGGAGCAAAUUGGAAGGAGGUUUUACUGAGACAUAUCAGCCCUGACCAGGUGCCUGUGGAGUAUGGGGGCACCAUGACUGACCCUGACGGAAAUCCCAAGUGCAAAUCCAAGAUCAACUAUGGGGGUGACAUCCCUAAGAAGUAUUAUGUUCGAGACCAGCUGAAACAGCAGUAUGAACACAGCGUGCAGAUUUCCCGUGGCUCCUCCCACCAAGUGGAGUAUGAGAUCCUCUUUCCUGGCUGUGUCCUCAGGUGGCAGUUUAUGUCAGAUGGAGCAGAUGUUGGUUUUGGGAUUUUCCUGAAGACCAAGAUGGGGGAGAGGCAGCGGGCAGGGGAGAUGACAGAGGUACUGCCCAACCAGAGGUACAACUCCCAUCUGGUCCCUGAAGAUGGGACCCUCACCUGCAGUGACCCUGGCAUCUAUGUCCUGCGGUUUGACAACACCUACAGCUUCAUUCAUGCCAAGAAGGUCAGUUUCACUGUGGAGGUCCUGCUUCCAGACAAAGCCUCAGAAGAGAAGAUGAAACAGCUGGGGACAGGCUCCCCAAAAUAACGCCUUCUCCUACAGCAGGCCUGGCCCCCUCAAGUGUCUCCCUGUCAAUUUCUACCCCUUGUAGCAGUCAUUUUCGCACAACCCUGAAGCCCAAAGAAACUGGGCUGGAGGACAGACCUCAGGCUGGAUCUGGGGAUCUUUCAUUUCAGAGAUAGGCAGAGGAAGAGUGACUGAAGUGGGUCUCCUUGACUCUCAAAUUCCUAAGGAGUCCCCAGGGGCUGGCUAUUCUGAUAGAAUCUGUCUGUCCUGUAAAGUGUGCCAACUUCACCUGUCCAGGGACAGCAAAUAUAAGGAGGGGGGUACCACAGGGUGGCAGUAGGGAAAAACAUUAGAAAAGGGGGAAAGAUUGGGACUUAACACUUCAGGGAAGCCAGCUGCCAGGGAGAAAUUUGCUUCUAAAUGAACACGUGAGUUUAGAUCGAAAUGAGGAGUAGCAGAGUAGCUGGUUGCUAGAGUUAUGGUGGGGAUGAGAGGCUCUUCCAAACUUUUUAGCCUUGAGGCUGGGGUAGCUUUUGGCUUUUCCCAGGUCUCAGGAGGUGGCGUGAGUCAGCACAGAUCUUCCCACUCAGGGGUAGACAGGCUGGCUUCUCCCGCACUUUGAGAACUUUGGCAACUCCUGGGCCACACGGCCUGCCUCUUUGACUACUAAUGACUGUCAGUGACUCAGAGCUUCCUGGGGCUUCGGGUGCCCAUCCGCUGUUCUUCAUGCAAACAAAGCACAAGGGAAAUGACCCCCAGGGAUCACAGCUGCAGGGAGGGUCAGGGAGGUUGGGGGCGGGAGUGAAUGCUAAAAGGGGAUCUUCCAGUGCCCUUUUCAGUGCUGCCGGCCUCUCACCAAGCAAUCCUCCAAGUCAGCAACCCAAAGACAAAAAUGCUAAGUGGGAUCAAGAGAGCAGCACUCGGAGAGGGUGUUUCCAGUCUGAGCGUCCCGCGGUGCCCGCCAACCCGCUUCCGGACUGACCUGAGCAAGGUCUUGGCAGUCCCAUCUCUGUGGGAGGCACACAACGGAUGCAGGGAGUUCAGAUGCCAGUUGGCGCUGCCAGGCCAGGAGGCCCCCCAAAGGCGGGGCCGGCGUCUCGCACGCCAGGGGCUGGCGGCGGCCAAAGUUGGCCUCGAAACCACAGCCCUUACCCCGACCCCACGCGCCCAGCCAACGAAUCCCAGGUGCUGGGCUGCACAGGAACACGGGAAGGCGGCCUCAGACCUGGCGGAAACGUCUUUCCCUCAGGGCCAGGCCCCGUCCCCGCCUGGGAAGCUCAUCUUGCGAAGCUGAGGGAGCGCGGAACAGAAGGGGCCGAGGCUGCACUGGCCUCUGCCAGACCGCUCAGAAGGGCUUCCCGGCCUGGGUUUACAGUGCUGUUAAGAAAAUUAACCGAUGAAUAAAGCAACAUUCAGUGCGCA
Messenger RNA from Sapajus apella (tufted capuchin), 3845 nucleotides. It is a transcript of the gene SEC14L2, whose product is annotated as SEC14 like lipid binding 2. The coding region runs from base 1395 to 2444 and encodes 349 amino acids. Gene Ontology annotation, cellular component: cytoplasm. The record is from RefSeq and is a predicted model, not a curated record. Lineage: Eukaryota; Metazoa; Chordata; Mammalia; Primates; Cebidae. The transcript has 11 exons.